AUGGCUCCCAGAAGAUGGUUCAAUCUUCGCGUCCUGCUGGGGUUCGAGAACCCGCGCUCCCAUAGUAACUGGUGGCACGAGUCGCACCAGCGUCUCCUCCCCAGCUAUGUGGACGAGGCCCUACAGUCCGCCAUCCCCGCUCCCGAAGUCACCAAGGUUGCCCUGCGCCUGCGCCAUCUCGUCGAGGAGGCCGUGCCCGUCGAGCUAGACGAGGAGCAGAUCACCCGCCCCCACUCCAAGGUCAUCAGCAAGAAGGUCGUCCAGGCUGCCAGAGAGGCCGGUGGCUCGCAGAACGGUGCAUGUGUCGUCUACGGCCUGCUCGUGUGCAAGCGCUGGUUCAAGCAGCAGUCGCUGGCCGAGCUCUGGGACUGCGAACUUCACGCGCUGAGGGCCGUGGCCUGCGAGGUGAUCUCUAAGCAACUCAUCGAGACCGAGGAGGACCAGGAGUACCUGAUGCACUCGGUGCUGCUCAAGCGGUACUCGAUCGUUAUCGACAACGAGUCCACGCCGCCGAGCAAUGUCAUCGAGAAGGCCGUCGACCUGCACGCCCUGCGCGUCAUCGGGUCCUCGGGCUACCAGAAGUGCGUGAGCUACCUCUGGAAGGGCUGGCUUUGCCAGGACGAGAACGAUCCGGCCAGCUUUGUCGACUUCAAGGACAAGGACGAUACCAGGUUCCACAUCCACCUCGACCCGGAUCGCAUGCGCGCCCCAAUGUACCAGAACGCCGCCCAGCUGCUCAUCUCGCUCAUCUACCUGGGUCUGUACACCGGUGCUAUCAACUCCAUCAACAGGGACGCGGACGUCGAUUUCGUCGAGAUCCUGCUCUAUGUUUUCACCUUGGGCUUUGUGUUUGAUGAGUUCACCAAAUUCUGGAAAGCCGGCUACCACAUCUGGGGCUUCUGGACCGCCUUCAACGCCGUACUAUACGCCCUGCUUACGACCAGUCUCGGCUUCCGCUUCGCCGCCCUCAGCCACGACCUGUCACCUCCGGGUGCUGAACCUGGCCCCCGCGAAAAGUUGAACGUGAUAUCCUACAACUUCCUCGCCUGCUGUGCGCCGAUGUUCUGGAUGCGCCUUUUGCUGUACCUCGACAGCUUCCGCUUCUUCGGCGCGAUGCUGGUCGUCCUCAAGGUCAUGAUGAAGGAAUCUAUCAUCUUCUUUGCACUCCUGGCCGUCAUCGUCGUCGGCUUCAUGCAGGCCUUCAUUGGAUUGGACAAGGCAGAUGAUAACAUCACGGACUUGAAGUUCAUCUCGCAGGCCAUGGCCAAUGCUCUGAUGCAGUCGCCCGACUUUGACGGUUUCGACAGGUUUGGAGCACCCUUUGGUUUGAUACUAUAUUACCUAUUCACCUUCGUCGUCAUGGUUGUCCUCCUGAACAUCCUGAUUGCGCUGUACAACUCCGCGUACGAGGACAUCUACACCAACGCAAACGACGAGUACCUCGCCCUGUUCGCCCAGAAGACGAUGCAGUUCGUGCGCGCGCCGGACGAGAACGUCUUCAUCGCCCCGUUCAACCUCAUCGAGGUGUUCUUCCUGGCGCUCCCGCUCGAGUGGUGGAUGCCCAAGAAACAAUACGAGCGGCUCAACGACAUAGUGAUGGGCGUCAUCUACUCGCCGCUGCUGGUCGUGGCCGCGUACUUCGAGACCAAGAGCGCGCGCGAGAUCCGCGCCAACCGCGCCCGCGGCGAGGACGACGACGACACCAUCGAGGAGUGGGAGCAGAUGGCCGGCGAGGUCGACUUCGAGAGCGACGGCUGGAACAAGACGGUCAACCAGGCCAGGACGAACCUCGAGGUCGACGCCACCGUCGUCGAGGUGCAGAAGCUGCGGUCCGAGGUCGAGAAGCUGCAGGACCUCGUCCUCCAGCUGACAAAGUCCAUGGCCAAGGGAGCUGGCGGGUCUGGCGGUGGGAAUGGCGAGAAGUCGACGUCUCAUCUUAGUAGGACCAGCACUGCCGUGGCAGACAGUCAGCUUAUAGAUACCGGCGACAACGACGACGGGCACCUCGAGACAGACCCCAUGGAGUAA
This is a messenger RNA of Diaporthe citri, 2028 nucleotides long. RefSeq lists its product as uncharacterized. The record is from RefSeq and is a predicted model, not a curated record. The transcript has 2 exons. Lineage: Eukaryota; Fungi; Ascomycota; Sordariomycetes; Diaporthales; Diaporthaceae. Bases 1 to 2028 code for a protein of 675 amino acids.